AAAUGGCUAAUAUUAAAAGAACAAAUAGCUAUAAAAUUGAGGGAUCAAAGUAGAAAAGUUGUCGCCGGACUUGCAACACGGAGCACCAAAUAGGGCAAAAUCCGACGCAGUGAUUAGUCUCCGUAGUGUUCUCCAAUGGACGAAAUAGCCCAGUACUAUCAAUACCCCUAUUAUCAAACUCCACCACCACCACCAGUCCCUCCGCCGCCGCCGCCGCCUGGCACCACACUUCACGCGCUGCCGCCGGUGGUGGUCCAACCACUUCCUAUUCCGCAAUACCAUCACCCCCAUCAUCCAUCCGCCCCCCUUCUCUAUCCUCAGGAUUCGCACGGCGAUGUUCGAACUCUCUUCAUUGCUGGUCUCCCUGAAGAUGUCAAGCCUCGAGAAAUUUACAACCUCUUUCGAGAAUUCGCAGGCUAUGAAUCUUCUCAUCUCCGUAGCCAAACUUCUAGUAAUUCUCAGCCAUUUGCUUUUGCCGUCUUUGCAGAUCAGCAUUCAGCACUUAUGGCAAUGUAUGAACUGAAUGGAAUGGUUUUUGACUUUGAGAAAGAUUCCAAAUUGUACAUUGAGCUUGCUAAAUCAAAUUCAAAGUCUAAGAGGUUACGGCCAGAUGAUGGAAGGCCAGUAUCAGAGAAGAGGAUUAAAGGUUCUGCUGCUAUUUCUAGAGACAGUGGUACUGCAGGUUUUGGCAGCAUUCACAUGCCUGGAAUGGGUAAUUCUGCUUACAACACAAUUGGUUAUCCACCUACACAAAGUCAGGGAAAGUUUGAUGGUAGAGUUGGGAAUCAAGCUGCCUCUAAAACGGCAGCUGAUCCAUGUCCAACACUCUUCAUUGCUAAUCUGGGCCAAAGUUGUACUGAGCAAGAACUGAUUCAAGUAUUUUCAAGAUUUCGGGGGUUUUUAAAGUUGAAGAUGCAGAGUACGUAUGGAGCUCCUGUUGCAUUUGUCGACUUUCAGGACACUGCCAGCUCAACCGAGGCAUUGAGUCAUCUUCAAGGGACCAUUCUACACUCUUCGUCUGGAGAGGGCAUGCGACUGGAAUAUGCAAAAUCACGGAUGGGAUUGCGAAGUAAGAAAUCAAGGUAAAUGCUUUGGGACUACAACAAAGAUCCAGUCGAGCAACGCCAUUAACAAAUAACUAUGUAUCAUUUGCUUGGUUAUGUACUCGGAAUGGAUUAAAUUAUUACGUUCUUGUUCACAUGUAAUGUUUUCUUUAAUUAUUUAUUUAUUUAUUUUCAUCGUUUGGAGAUCGAUACUGCGAAAUACACAUGUUUCUUUUGUCAAAGUUUCUUCUUCAAUAUGUGAAAGUUACUUAUUCUUU
Molecule: messenger RNA, 1321 nt
Organism: Solanum tuberosum (potato)
Lineage: Eukaryota; Viridiplantae; Streptophyta; Magnoliopsida; Solanales; Solanaceae
Product: U2 small nuclear ribonucleoprotein B''
Exons: 10
Coding region: 136-1086 (316 amino acids)
Molecular function (GO): RNA binding
Source: RefSeq, a predicted model, not a curated record